Messenger RNA from Fonsecaea nubica, 360 nucleotides. RefSeq names its product dihydroneopterin aldolase. The transcript has a single exon. Bases 1 to 360 code for a protein of 119 amino acids. Lineage: Eukaryota; Fungi; Ascomycota; Eurotiomycetes; Chaetothyriales; Herpotrichiellaceae. The record is from RefSeq and is a predicted model, not a curated record.
AUGGCCACUCCCAAGAACAGCUCAUGCUCGGAUUUGGCUUCGGAUCCUAGCCCAGCUAUCGACCGUAACUUCCAAACCACUUCCACUCCUCCUUCACGAAUACUUGUCGUCGCACACGAGUCGGACUUGGAUUCAGAAUCAGACGUCAGUUCAACCAUAAUUCACGAUCACGAACCCUUCUCGACCUUCCAGUAUCGCGUCAAAGAACACGUUCUACAUAAGAUAUGGUCUGAUGCGCAUGAAGAAAAUGUCAGUGUCGAGCGACUGUCGGGAGGUGGCGUAUCAUCGGCAUCACUCGACAUGACGGUGAUCGGUCCAAAACUGACAUACACUACGUCCUACGACUUCCUCGCUUUGUAG